CCGCACGGCUCUCGCUCCCAGACUCUCACUCAUUUAUUUAUCUAUUUAUCCGUGACGCGCGUCCCCGCCGCGAAAGCCCGAGCGCUCCCCACUCUCUCUUCCCUUCCUCUUCUCCUCUCGGCAGCAUCCAGAACCAUAGAGCAGCCGUCCCCAUCACUCGCUUUCCUCCCCUCCUCCUCUUUCUCUCGCCGCCAGAUCGCUCUCUCUCUUUCUGCGUCUCUCACCCCCUCACCCCAUCCACCUCCCCAGCUCUGUCCCUCAUUCCUCUGACGCACGACAGGGAAACAUACCCGAGGAAAAAAAGAAAGGGAAAGAAAAAAAGAUAGCAGCUGACCCAGCCACAGUCGAUAUGAUCCACAGAUUCCUUCUACUGCUGAGCCGGAAAGAAACGCGGUCCUGAAACCGAGAGGAAAAUACUUGCACCCAGCUAUACCGUUGUUGAGCGCGCACCCGGGGGGCGGCUGUGGAGAAGGAGGGAGGGGGUAAAGUGGUGGAAGGGGAAGUGGACGGACACAAGCCGAGGACUUGCAUUUUAAGCAAACUGCUUUGAGAGGGAAAAAAUGUAGAGGAGAAAGAAGGGAAGAGAGUCAGAGUAACCGGAGAGUGAGAGUGGCAGAGAUCGCAUUCCUAUCACGUCUUCAUUUCUUCUCUCUUUUGCCUCAGCCACUGAGAGAUCGAGAGAGAAGAAGAAGAAGAAGAAGAAGAAGAAGAGAGGGCGAGAGAUAGAGAGAGAGGGAAAAGGAGAGGAGGGGAGAAGGAGAUCUAACAAGAUUCAAACUAGUGGUCUUUCCCCGAUGCUUUGCAAUUGCAACGGUUUCGUAUGUGUGCGCGCGCGCGCGAAGAGGGCAUAUUCUCUAUUUUUUUUGGACUCCGGACAUCGGACGCUAAGCGGGACGCACCGGGCAACAACAGGACACACUGCAGGAGGAUAUGUGAAGUUGGAAUCCUACUAAACUAAUGUUGUGAAGUGGCUCUGUCCCUGGAGCCAAGACUUCAUCCCUUUGGUGUCAGCAAGGAUGCUGUGGGUUACCUUGCUGAGCACCAUAGCCUUAGGAUGGACCACGCCGAUCCCACUACUGGAGGACUCGGAGGAGAUCGACGAGCCCUGCUUCGAGCCCUGCUACUGUGAGGUCAAAGAGGGCAUCUUCCACGUCCACUGUGACAAUAAAGGAUUUACAAAUAUCAGCCAGAUCUCCCAGAUAUGGAGCCGGCCCUUCAAGCUCAACCUGCAGAGAAACUCCAUGAGGAAGCUUUACUUUAACAGCUUCCUCCACCUUAACAAUGCCAUAUCCAUUAAUCUGGGCAACAACGCCUUGCAAGAUAUUCACGCCGGAGCGUUCAAUGGCUUAGGAAUACUCAAACGGCUGUUCCUGCAUGAAAACAAACUAGAAGUUUUCCGGAAUGACACUUUCCUGGGCUUGGAUAGUUUAGAGUAUCUCCAGGCAGAUUACAAUGUUAUCAAAAGGAUUGAAAGUGGUGCAUUCAGACACCUUCACAAAUUGAGAGUACUUAUAUUAAAUGACAAUCUGAUUCCUGUGCUCCCAAAUUAUCUUUUUAGGUCUGUGUCACUCACACAUCUGGACUUGAGAGGAAACAGACUAAAGACAUUGCCAUACAAGGGCACACUGGAGUAUAUUGGGAGGAGCUUAAUGGAAAUCCAGCUAGAGGAGAACCCCUGGAACUGUGUCUGUGAAAUUGUCCAGUUAAAAACAUGGCUGGAGAGAAUUCCCUACACAGCUUUAGUGGGUGAAAUCACAUGUGAAUAUCCUUUCCACUUACAUGGGAAAGACUUAAGGGAAAUCAAACGCAGUGAGCUCUGUCCUUUGCUCUCGGAUGCAGAGAUAGAGGCCAAGCUGGGAAUUCCCAGGAUUCCAUUCAACAAUGAGAACACAUGGCCUACUAAACCUUCCUCAAUGCUCUCCUCCUUUCACAACACAGCCUCUUCUGUGGAAUACAAGGAAAGAGUUGUAAAACCCACCAAACGACCUCGACCCACAAAGAACCCCCCAACUCCUCGUAGCAUCUACCCAGGCAUCAACCAGCCCCCAAUUGCAGGUUAUCAAACAAGGCCCCCUAUUCCAAUAAUUUGCCCUGCUGGAUGUAUUUGCAAUCUUCAUAUCAAUGACCUGGGGCUAACGGUAAACUGUAAAGAGAAAAGCUUUCAUAACAUCUCAGAGCUUCUUCCACGGCCCCUCAAUGCCAAGAAAUUGUAUCUCAGUGGAAACCUAAUACAGAAGAUCUAUCGUUCUGAUUUCUGGAACUUCUCAAGUUUGGAUUUACUGCAUUUAGGUAACAAUCGGAUAUCUUAUGUCCAGGAAGGCGCCUUUAUCAACCUACCGAACUUGAAAAGUUUAUAUUUGAAUGGGAAUGACAUUGAGAGACUCACCCCUGGGAUGUUUCGGGGGCUUCAUAUGUUGAGUUAUCUUUACUUUGAGUAUAAUGUCAUUCGUGAAAUACAGCCUCAUUCCUUUUCCCUGAUGCCAAAUCUCCAGCUGGUUUUUCUCAAUGACAACUUGUUGCGUUCCCUCCCCACUGAUGCCUUUGCUGGAACCAACCUUGCACGUCUCAACCUCCGCAACAAUUACUUCCUUUCCUUGCCCGUGCAUGGUGUACUGGAGCAUCUGACCUCGAUUGUCCAGAUUGAUCUCCAUCAGAACCCCUGGGACUGCUCCUGUGAUAUCAUUCCCCUCAAACAGUGGUUGGAAAAGCUCUCCUCUGUUAUUGUAGUUGGAGAUGUCAUCUGUAAGACACCAGAGUUUGCUUUUGGGAAGGAUCUGCGUUCACUUGAGGUUGAAGUCAUCUGUCCCGAGCUUAAAUAUUCUUCAGGCCCAUCCCCAGCUCUGCCUGGUGGGAAUGACUUCACCACAGGGAGCUCUGACAUGGGGGUGGCAGGUGGGAGAGGUGCUGUCCCACUGUCUGUCCUCAUCCUUAGCCUAUUAAUCCUCUUCAUAUCUGCUGUGUUUGUGGCCGCUGGGCUUUUUGCUUUUGUUCUUCGUCGCCGGAAAAAGUUGCCCUUCCGGAAACGUUCUGAGGUAGAUCUGACAGGGAUCCAAAUGCAAUGCAGAAUUUUUGAGGACCCACCAAGGCAAAGCAGUUCCGGGAACACUGGCACACCAGAGAAACCUACGCAGAGUAUGCACACACACACCCAUGCUAGUCACACACAUGCUCAUGGCCACGUCUAUGAUUACAUCCCUCAUCCUGUGACUCAGAUGUGUAACAACCCCAUUUAUAAACCUAGAGAAGGGGAGAUAGCAGAGGAGGAGAGAGCACAGUUUUCUGAGAAGAAAGACAAUGGGAGCAGUAGCAACAGUAACUACAGAACCUUAUUAGAGAAAGAGAGAGAGUGGACCCUGGCUGUCUCCAACUCUCAGCUCAACACCAUUGUUACAGCCAACCACACCACGGCUGACAUGGCAGGAUUUCAUGAGAAUGGAGGGCUCUGCCCAACAGUGAUUGACAGUCAGAGGCCCACACCUACUGUUGGUUUUGUAGACUGUUUGUAUGGGACAGUACCCAAAUUAAAGGACAUGCAUGUGGCGCAUGCACACCCACCAGGCAUGCAGUACCCUGAUUUGCAGCAGGAUGCACGGCUAAAGGAGACGUUGCUUUUCACAGCGGGAAAAGGUUGCUACCCCGACCCGUCCCAAAGUGAUUACCUUGAGUUGAGGGCCAAACUUCAAACCAAGCCGGAUUACCUCGAAGUCUUGGAAAAGUCUUAUCGGUUUUAACAUCUCUAGCCCAUGGACAAAAAAAAAAAGACACAACGUCAACUUAUUCACUUUGCCACCCUCAAAACAAACUCACCCAAAAUCCAUGUUAAAAAAAUGAAACAAAACAAGCAUAAAAAAACCAACUUGAAAAUGCAGCAUGAUAUAAAAUAAAAUAUUAUAUUACAGUCACAAUGUUUCCCCCCCAAAUCACUUUGGAGGAGAGGCCAUUCUCAGAUAAUUCAAUUAAGUGCCUUUUUUUCAGAGUAGCCAGCAAUGUCAACAGCCGUUAUUUUUAUAAUAUAUAAAUAUCUCAAUAAGUCCACGAGAGAGGAAAAGAGAAACAAGAGGGGCACUGGGGAAUAAAACAUACAAACCAUCCUACAUCUGUCACUAAAAUCCAUUUUUAUGGAAUUACACGAUGCUGUACCAGAUUCACUGAAGACGCACGGGAGCUGGACGUCUCCCUGAUUUUGGGGUUUUUCUUUCUCUCUUUUUCCCCUGACUAGGAUGUACAAACACCCGGAGGCCGUGCACAUUAAGUUUGUAGGAAAUGAUCAAAAGAGAGAAAAAAAGAAUAUAUAUACAUAUAUAUAUUAAAAUGAACUGCAGUUUGCUGCAUGCACUUGCUUCGGUGCAGGAAGUGAGAGGAUUUUCUCAGAACUAUCCAAUGACAUUAUGAACAGAGAUACUGCAACGCAUUUACAGUUCAGUGUUCUAUUUAAUUUUUAUAUCUUAUUAAUAUGGUUAUUACUAUUAAUGAGGACUUCUGUCUAUAUCAGGGUGCUUCUCGUAAAAAGGAUGCGCCGACGCACGGAUGGCAAAAACAUUUGUGAAUAUUACUAUAAGACAAUGCCGAAGGUUUUCUGGAUAUUUCCACACACUUUGUUAAGACCCAACCCUUCUCCCCCUUCUCCCCAACCCCCCACCCCACCCCUCCAUUACUUCUGGAUUCCCCAUCGCCACCCACUAACGGCUUUGUAGGAGGCACUUUUAAUGUUUUCUCUCUCACAAAGAUUUGAAGAAAAAUGUGCAUAUAUUUAUUCUGUAAUUUCAGUGAAGAAUUUAAUUGUAAAGGUAAUGUUAAAUCAGUGUAUAGUGAUUAUGCGUCUGGUAUAGCCUUCUUAAUAAAAACAAACUCUUCAAUCAAAUGAUGAAAGGCUGAAUUGGGCAGGGACGUGUGUGUGGAGCACUACUGACAGGGACUAUAUUGGGUGUCCUGUUACAAAAAGGCAUGAUGAAGCUCUGGUCAGCCAUCAUGAGAAAAUGCUGCUAGAGUCAGAAUAACAGUGUGCUAGACAAGAAUGUAGCGGGAAAAAACAUUUAAACUAAGUUCAGCUUAGUGAUAUUUUUCAGAUUAGUACUAAAUUUAUAUACGUUUUAAGUUAAGUGUUGGUAAGAUAACCAGAUUUAUUUAUUUUUCCUAAAAAUUUUUAUGUCUAUUCAUAGUAUUCCCUAUGGUCUUUACCUGCUGAAUGUCUUAGUGUACCGUUUUUUUCACCUCUACAUUGCUGGUCUCAGUUGGAUAAUACCUGGAGCAAAAAUCAAGUGCAAUGCCACAACACGUCACGUGAAUGCUGCGGGGUUUGAAGUGGAUAUAGCAGUUGAUACCAAAUCAGUGAGGCAUGCUGCGAUUGUCAUUAUCUAAACGGGUAUUGCUGAUGUAGGCUAAUAAAGAGUAAUUGAGAGGGUGAAUGAAAACGUGAUUGGAAGAUGCUCUUUGAAUUUGCACAUCUAAUUUCUGUGACUCCCUCCACAGUAGCAGUGUGGAUUCGUUCCACUGGAGGGCGAUAAAAAGGUGUUCAGAUUCAGUUGGGCAUUUAUUAGAUUUGAUGCAGUUAUGAGGUGAUGCACAAAUUGUUCAUCCUAAAAGGUCAUACAAUCUCAUAUUCAGAUGAAUGGUCAUAUGAAUUCUUUUUAAAGUAUAUAUAUAUAUAUAUAUAAAACAAAGAAAUGUGAAUAAAAUGCAGUGACAUAAAUUUGAUUAACUUCAGUUUCAUAACCGCUUAAUUUUUUUCACAUUUGUUGCCCUUUUGCUCCACAAACAUGUGCGUGUGUGUGCACAUGCACAUGCACAUAUACAUAUAUAUUUAUUUGUUGUUGACAACUAAUAAAUGGUUUAAGGUAAAUUAACCUCCAUUAUUCUGCUCCACAGGACUCAACGUUUGAUUAAUUUAAUGUUUUGUAAUAAUUCAAAUGUCCAUGUUUAAGCCUCAUUCAUUUCUGGGCCCAUGGCAGACAAAAAAGAAAAAUUAAGAAAUAUAUGGUUGAACCUGCUACAUUUGGGUGAAGAUGCUAUAGAACAGAUGCUGUCAUAGGAUCUUGUGAAAUUCUAAUUAUUAAAAGAAGAAGUUCUGUGUUUUUGAUACAUUUGUGAUCAUCUAUGGAAGGAAGCCGUGUUUACAUUGUUUUGAAAAUGGGGAUGAUAUGUACUGGGUUUUGUAGGAAUGGUGAGAGUUGGUUCAUAUGUGUCAGCCUACAUUAAGUGAAAGAAAAGUAGCACACCUGAUAUUUUCCUGUUAAAUAAGAAUGCCCUUAGCUAGUCAAACAGUCAUCUCCAAUAUCAGUGAUCUGGUCUAUAAACUCGCAUAGUAUGUAACAUUUUA
Molecule: messenger RNA, 6316 nt
Organism: Maylandia zebra (zebra mbuna)
Lineage: Eukaryota; Metazoa; Chordata; Actinopteri; Cichliformes; Cichlidae
Gene: slitrk3a
Product: SLIT and NTRK-like family, member 3a
Biological process (GO): positive regulation of synapse assembly; axonogenesis
Cellular component (GO): GABA-ergic synapse; postsynaptic density membrane
Molecular function (GO): protein binding
Source: RefSeq, a predicted model, not a curated record